Molecule: messenger RNA, 2771 nt
Organism: Salmo salar (Atlantic salmon)
Lineage: Eukaryota; Metazoa; Chordata; Actinopteri; Salmoniformes; Salmonidae
Gene: tmm60
Product: Transmembrane protein 60
Source: RefSeq, marked provisional
UGGACAGUAUAAUGGCUUAUCUGUGAUAUAAGACGAUAUUUCAUUUAGUUUAUUGACUGAACUAAACAAAGUAUGGACAGCGUUUGUGUACUUUACGGUUUCACGUUUUUAUUUUCCUUCAAGGGGUGUUUUGUAUGAUUGACAGACCUCCUGAGAAUAUUUAAUCGUAGUGGUUUAUAGGAGGGUCCAAUUUAUUUUCCACUAACGACUCCCGGAAGAUAAACCUAAACAUUAGAAAAUGCUGUAGCCACUUCGUAACCAAUGAAAACACAGUAUUAUUCAUGAUAUGGAUUUUAGAUACAUUUUUUGGGUGCCAAAUCCUCUGAUCCAGGCUCAUCUCACGCUUGACCAGAACCUGCCCGUGUCACAGUUAACGUUCCCCCUCCAGGCCACCCCUCACUUAAAUGAGAAUGUCUCUGGCCCAGAGAGUCCUCCUGUCAUGGACCUUCACCCUCAUAUUCCUCAUCAUGCUGGUCCUCAAACUGGACUCCAAGAUCCACUGGAACUGGUUCCUCAUCUUCCUCCCUGUAUGGACAUUUGACACCAUUCUCAUCCUCAUGCUGGUGGUGAAGAUGGCGGAUCGGUGCAAGCCCGGCUAUGACCCACGGGACGACCAGCAGAACCUGCGGCAGAGGGUGUCGUACCUGGUGGCAAUGCUGCUGAAACUGGGCUUCUGUCUGACGCUGUGCGCCCGGUUGGAGAGGCUGACGGACAUCUGGCUCAGUGUGGUGUGUGUCCCCCUCUGGGCCAUGCUGGUCGGGGCCAUGGUGGAGCUUGGCUACAAUGUCUUUCACUACCGGAGAGACUGAGAGGAUGGAGAGGGAGAAAGAUGGAGAUUGAUUUUAUUUACUCAGUCUAAAGACUGCAAGUGAGUCUGUAAGGGAGGUGAAUGGGAGAUUAUUGUAAUCCACUGCAGGAGAAACUGAACUGAAAAGGACUGUGAUGAAGAUAACAAAUGGAUUGGUUUAUUUUACUACAGCAGAGACUGAAAGGGGAGGAGAGAGUAGUGAAAUGGCACUAAUGACAAUGUAUUUGAGUUUAUGAUGCUCCCAAAUUUAAUCUUUAUUUUGCCAUAGUGAUGUAUCAAGCAAUGUUGCAGCCAUGGUGGUCUCUGCCAGGGGAACUGAAGUCAAGACUGGGACUAUUCCACGGUAACUGAGUGAUGCUGAGACUUACAUUUUUAAAGUCGAAGAUCUAUGUCAAACAGAAAACAAUGAUUGCAAAGUUAACAAACCAUACAACUCCAUGCACAAGGACUACUUUUAAUAUUUUGCACAGAAAAUGUUACUGUAGAUUAUAGGCAGAAUCUACCGCAAUCCCACAGCUGAUUUGUUAUUGCUCAGCUAUAAUUAAAAACAUUUGCAUCUGACUGGAAGUGUGCAGAAACUUUUUCCUGUUUCUACAGAAAAUGUUACAAAAAUACAUUUACUUGAAGAACAAUGCAAAUGCAAAGUUUGGUAACUGAAUUACAUUUUGUGCUGUUUACUGUCAUUCUAUUAACAAACUUUUCAUUGUUUUUCAAAUAUAUGUGUGGGACUCAGUGGUAAUGGACUCAUUUGAUGCUCCAGUGGAUAAUUAUUCUGCCGUGUGAUAUGAGACAAGUUGGUUGAGAAUUCAGGGUAUUCGUAAGCAGACUCAAACCCUUGCUCUCCAGACAGACUGACUGGUCUGUGCCUGUGUUAUUCUCUGAUAACUGGGACAGUUAGAUCCAAUGGGUUUAUAUGUGAACAUUGGUAUUGGUUAUGUUUCAUUGAAGGUUGAUGGGGAUAUGUUUUCCCUGGGAGACCAUGAAGAAACACACACACACAAAUCAUAAAAUGUUUCUACUUUGCUGAAGUUUUCAAAUAUCUGCCUGGGUUGGAUUGGUGAAAGCAGUAUGACUGAUUAUACAACAGUAUGUCCCUGCUUUCAUUUAUCCAAUCACAUGCAGAUCAGUGACUACCUCAAAGAAGGGAGAAGGUGUACAUUUUCUAUGGUUUGGAACGUGGCUCAGAGUCUGAGAUGAAGUGAAUUACAUAACUGGUAACCUGACCCAAUCCAGAGUGUAUGGAGGGAUGGAUUGCCUGCCCUCUGGGGUGUUGUGUAAGAGGUCACUGGUGACUCAGGGACAGGACUUGUACUGUUACUGGGUCGUUCCACAAAAUUAGUGCCUUUUGCGUUCCUUUGAUAUUUUAAGUAGACAUUUUAAAAGCCUGAAAUUUGAAAAGCCUGUUAUAUUCAAUGAACUUCCCUUUACUAUAGACCACAUGGAGAAUUCAAUAAAUCAAGUUUUAUUUGAAUAGACUUGCUAAAGUGCCAAAAUUCAACAUUUUUACAUGUCCCUCUGUGACUUCCAGGAAGAUUUUAACCCACUUAUCCCCAAAAUCUCAAAGUUUUUACCAUCGUUGUAAAGCCCUAGUUAGGGAGUGAACAUUAUUUAAAAUAAGGGUUACAUGGAGAAAAGCAGACCUCACUGCAGCAAAAUAUAUUUUACAUAAACCCUCCCUGAACGCUGAAUAAAAAUGACCCUAUACCAAAAAUAAUAAUUAAAACAAAGUGGUUGGCAGAGAACAUGUUUACCCUCACUUAUUGGACAGACAAGAGCCUUACAGUGCCUUCAUAAAGUAUUCACACCCCUUGACCUUUUCUAUGUUUUGUUGUGUUACAGCCUGAAUUUAAAAUGGAUUAAACAGAUGUUUUGGUCACUGGCCUACCCACAAUACCCCAUUAAUGUCAAAGUGGAAUUAUGUUUAAUUUUUUAAAACAAAUUAAUAAAACAUUUAAAGCAGAAA